Molecule: messenger RNA, 2730 nt
Organism: Coregonus clupeaformis (lake whitefish)
Lineage: Eukaryota; Metazoa; Chordata; Actinopteri; Salmoniformes; Salmonidae
Product: polynucleotide 5'-hydroxyl-kinase NOL9-like
Exons: 12
Coding region: 876-2186 (436 amino acids)
Biological process (GO): cleavage in ITS2 between 5.8S rRNA and LSU-rRNA of tricistronic rRNA transcript (SSU-rRNA, 5.8S rRNA, LSU-rRNA)
Cellular component (GO): nucleus
Molecular function (GO): polynucleotide 5'-hydroxyl-kinase activity
Source: RefSeq, a predicted model, not a curated record
AUAAGGUUAUCAGUGUGGUUAGGAUUAAGGUUUAACAUCAUAUUUCAAGAAGAGAAAUAGGCGAGGUUUAGCCAUAAUUAUGACUUUUGUGCCUGUGGUAACGAGCGAAGACACAACAUUUUAGUUUUGACCGUCUAGUCUGAGUUACACCUACAGUUGAUAUUUUGUCUCCAGAUUGCGUUGCUGGUUAAUGAUGUAAAAAAUUAACGCUAUUUUAAGUAUCUAACUAAUAUGAGGUAGAUAACUGCAAAACGAGCUUGCUAACUUGGACGCGAACUCUGUAGCCGGCGACGGUGUUUACGGUGGGAUGCAGGUUAGCCAAAUAAUUUAAUCAGAUGAUGGCGUCUGGUUGUUUCACAUGGUGAAACCGUUUUGUUAGUUAAUAAUAAAGCAAUGUGUCAACACGAUUUGCAUUUCUUAGCUAUAGAGGACCGUCGAGCAUCUUUUUGAGAAUCUACGGAGAGGUACUGUUUGGUAUCCAACCUUCUGUCUUGCUGAUCGGGUACCCUGUGUUUUAGGGGGAAGUGCCUUCUAUCAUUUAUGUACGGUCGGGUGGAGGUGGAUGGUUUCACCAUUGAGGAGGGUCAGCAGUCCUACCCGCUGUUCUCCCCCUCCUCACAUUUCCCCCUCACCCUCACAGCACUGGGGGACUCCCCUAACCCCAGCAAGACCAAGAAAGCCAUCUAGUGGCCAAAGCCAUUGUCCGCAAGUACCUCUCAGAGACUCGUAAGAGGCUGUUUAGUGAAGUAGAUUCAGAUUCCAGUGUGAUCCUGCUGGAGCCCCUGGAUACCCCUCUGACGCGGUUCCUCACCAGUUUCCCAGACCUCAACGAGCUGUUUGGACUCAGUUCAAGAGACAUCCGAGACAGCUCAGCCAUGCUGGACACACCGCUCUCUGGCGUUGGCAUGACCCCACUACGGAAAGCAGCCGGAGGCAUGGUGAUGUCACAGACCUACAGGGAGGCUCUCAGCAGCCUGGUUAACGCCUGUGGAGAGGAGCUAGAUGGCUGUCCAGUUAUUCUAGUAUGUGGUGCUAAGAAUGUUGGGAAGUCCACCUUCAACUGUCACCUUAUCAAUACCUUACUAAACCAUGUGUGUGUGUCAUUGUGCGUGUGUGUGCGCAGCACUGCAAGUGUAGAAUACCUGGAGUGUGACCUGGGCCAGACAGAGUUCACUCCCUCAUGUUGUCUCUCCCUAUCUACUGUCAGAGAGCCACUGCUGGGACCCCCCUUCACACACCAGUGGGCCCCAGAGCACAUGAUCUUAUAUGGCCAGUCGUCCUGUGAAACAGACCUGGACCGCUAUCUGGAGUCUCUCAAGUCCCUGUGGCGCUUGUAUAAAGGAGAGACGCCCAUAGUCAUCAACACAAUGGGCUGGGUCAAAGGUUUUGGCUUUCAGUUGCUGGUGGACAUCAUUCGCCUCUGCUCCGUCUCUCACGUGGUGCAGCUCAGUAGUGGGGAUAAAGUAAUGUGCCCCCAACUCACCCCUGAGUUCCUGAGGUCAUCACAUGGCUGGCAGACACACCCUCCUGCCCAGUCAGCCCUGGGGGAGGACAACUCUGGAACCCAUCCUGCCCAGUGGAGUUACACUCUAUUCGGUAUUCACUCAGAGUUUGAAGGAGCGGGGCGCCCGGGCGAAAUGAGACACCAGCGUAGCAACGAGCAGCGUGACCUGGCUCUGCUGGGCUACUUCAGCCAGUUGCAGUCCCCUGAACCAGGCUCCGUCAGACCCCUGCAUGGCUUCACCCCCUACCAGGUUCCCCAUUCAGCAGUGGCUGUGGGUGUGACGCACUGUGAGGUGGCACCAACUCAUGUGCUCUACACUGCCAAUGCCAGUCUGGUGGGGCUGUGCUGUCUGAAUGAGAAGGUAUCAGGCAGGGCAGGCCCAGUUCUGAUCUCCCAAACCCCUGUCUGUCCCUGUGUGGGCUUUGGUGUCCUUCGGGGUGUGGACAUGGCACGUGGACUGUACUUCCUGGUUACACCUGUAGCUCCCUCAGUCCUCCGUCAGGUCAACUGUCUUCUGCUGGGUGCUGUCACACUGCCCAACAUCCUCCUCACAGGGCAGACAGGAAUUGUGGGAGAGACUCCCUACGUCAAAACGGACUACAGCUUUGAGCUAACCGGUGCUGGGAAGAUUCACGUCUUCAAGGGGCUUGCAAGACCUGGCCAGAUGAAUAAAGCAAAAUGAUUGUUUUUGGGCGCAGAGACUAUGGUUUCACAGCAAGAAAUCUGAAUCUUUUUUACCUUCCUUGUUUACUGACUUCAAACACCAAGGCCAGAGUCAAGGCCGUUGAAUGUACAGAACAGAAGAGAAGGUUCAGGAGAUAGGAGGAUUGUGGAGUUGCCGUGAGUGAGUGACUCCAGGCGUUCUUACGCUCCAGACCACUCUUCUGAAGAUGGCUAUGGAUGUGAAGGCCACCUGCUUCUUGUAUGGGUCAAUUGGGUUGACCUUGUUCUUCAAUCACCAUAUUACACUGGUAAAAAGUAGUGCACAAUAAAGGAAUAUUGUGUCAUUUCGUACACAAGCUAGGUUUCCAUCCAAUUGGUGACAGAUUUUCAUGCCAAUAUUCUAAAAUCUGCAUAAAACAAUAUGCACAUUUUCCCACCAGAGAUGUGUUUCCAUCAAACAGACUUAUUGCGUAUAAAAGCAAGGCUGUGUGUGAUGAUCAGUGGCGAUUUUAGUUUGUAAAUCUUGGUGGGGCAUGCCAGUAAAGCCACUACACAACACUAAA